This is a messenger RNA of Chionomys nivalis (European snow vole), 1814 nucleotides long. It is a transcript of the gene Sfr1, whose product is annotated as SWI5 dependent homologous recombination repair protein 1. The transcript is spliced from 4 exons. Gene Ontology annotation, biological process: double-strand break repair via homologous recombination; positive regulation of DNA-templated transcription. The coding region runs from base 66 to 1280 and encodes 404 amino acids. Gene Ontology annotation, cellular component: Swi5-Sfr1 complex. NCBI's taxonomy places the organism in Eukaryota, Metazoa, Chordata, Mammalia, Rodentia, Cricetidae. The record is from RefSeq and is a predicted model, not a curated record.
CGGGGCGUGCCCGUCCCCUGAGGCCGCUACGCUGGCUGCGGGUCUGUUGUUCCUCCGCCGUGGGCAUGGCUGAGAAAGAAGGAAAUCAGGAGUUUGCUUCCAAGAUGGAGAGCCCAUCAGAUUCCUCAUCCACCAAGAUGGAGAUUCCAUCAGAUUCAGCAUCCGCCAAGAUGGAGAGCCCAUCAGAUUCUGCAUCCGCCAAGAUGGAGAGCCCAUCAGAUUCUGCAUCCGCCAAGAUGGAGAGCCCAUCAGAUUCUGCAUCCGCCAAGAUGGAGAGCCCAUCAGAUUCUGCAUCCGCCAAGAUGGAGAGCCCGUCAGAUUCUGCAUCCACCAAGAUGGAGAGCCCGUCAGAUUCAACAUCCUCCAAGAUGGAGAACCCAUCAGAUUGUGCAUCCACCAUGAUGGAGAGCCCAUCAAAUUCAACAUCCACCAAGAUGGAAAGCCCAUCAGAUUCCGCAUCCACCAAGAUGGAGAGCCCAUCAGAUUCCGCAUCCACCAAGAUGGAGAGCCCAUCAGAUUCUGCAUCCACCAAGAUGGAGAGUGCAUCAGAUUCAACAUUGACCAAGAUGGAGAUUUCAUCCGAUUCCUCAUCCACCAAGAUGGAGAGCGCGUCAGAUUCAGCAUCGACUUUACCUGACACUCUUGAGAAGAGGGAGACUCCACCAUCAUCCCAAACAAAUAGUUCAGGAAAACAACCUAUGAGUGGAACACUUAAAGAAAGGUUAAAGAAAACAAGGGCUUCGUCUCAUUCCUUUUGUAGCGUGGUGAAGCGACUUAAAGUGGAGAAGGAAGAAAACGACGAGGCCGUACCAGAGCCAGGAGUAUCUUCCAAAGAGAAAAGCUGCUCGGAGGUCCAAGAAAGUGUGAAACACAUAGACAGUGAAUCUGAAAAAGAUAGCUCGGAGAGUAAAAAUACAUGCAAAUCUAAGUCAGCUGAUACUGGGUCACCCAGUGCCCUCCAAAAUGAUUCCGUGAGUGAGAAUACUAAAGAAAAAUUAAGGGAAGAAAAAGCAAAAUUGACAAAGCAGGUUCAAGAGAAGGAAGAGCUUCUUCGGAGAUUAAAACUUGUCAAAAUGUAUAGAAUAAAGAAUAACCUGACUGAGUUAGAAAUGCUAAUAAAGAAGUGGAGGAGGUGCAGCCAGCGGUUGCUGUAUGAGCUACAGUCAGUUAUGUCUGAGGACGACGAGAAACUCAGCAUCACCGAGCUGAUCGACUACUAUGGGGUAGAUGAGAACGUUGUGCACUAUAAUAGAAGUGAAGAGGAAUUUACAGGGGUUUGAGAAGCGUGUGUUUGUUCGUUUUCUUCAGGCUUUUUUUUUCUCCCUUUUGGGGUGAUGGGAUCAUGCCCAGGGCCUCAAAUGUGCUCUGUUUCUGAGUAUAUUCUUGGUCCCCUAUGGAAUAUCUGUGAGAGUAUUAAUGUGAAAAGUUUAAGUGUUUUAAAGGGAGGAAAGAUGUAAGCUAUUGUGGCUUAGAGAAAGGUAACUUGAACAGUUUAGGAUAUUCUGAUACAUAAACAAAUUAUAAAAUGAAGCUUGGUAUUUUGGAUAUGUUUGGUAAAGAAAAUAUUUAAGUAUUAAAAAAUUAAAUGAUGUUUGAAAGGGAGUUUGGAUAAUUCUGGAAACCAGGUUUAAUACAUUGAUUUUGUGGCAAAAGGUUUUAUAAUCAGUGUUAAAAAGUAGUUUAUUGCAUGUCUAAACCUCACCUGGCUUAAAUGUAACCUGCCCCUUCUCAGUUUAUGAACCUUGUCUUCAGUUGCUUAAUAUAUCUUUUUGUCCGCUAAUCUAGCAAGUAAUUAAACAUAUAUCCACAAUUUU